This is a messenger RNA of Salvelinus namaycush (lake trout), 1065 nucleotides long. Its product is annotated as guanine nucleotide-binding protein G(t) subunit alpha-2-like. Bases 1 to 1065 code for a protein of 354 amino acids. The record is from RefSeq and is a predicted model, not a curated record. NCBI's taxonomy places the organism in Eukaryota, Metazoa, Chordata, Actinopteri, Salmoniformes, Salmonidae. Gene Ontology annotation, molecular function: G protein-coupled receptor binding; GTPase activity; G-protein beta/gamma-subunit complex binding. Gene Ontology annotation, biological process: adenylate cyclase-modulating G protein-coupled receptor signaling pathway; detection of chemical stimulus involved in sensory perception of bitter taste. Gene Ontology annotation, cellular component: photoreceptor outer segment; photoreceptor inner segment; heterotrimeric G-protein complex. The transcript is spliced from 8 exons.
AUGGGAGCUGGGGGAAGUGUCGAAGACAAGGCAUUAGCCGCAAAGUCCAAGGAGCUGGAAAAGCAGCUGGCGGAGGAUGCAGACAAAGAAGCCAAGACAGUCAAGCUUCUGCUGCUUGGUGCUGGUGAGUCUGGGAAGAGCACAAUUGUCAAGCAGAUGAAAAUUCUCCAUCAAGGUGGUUAUACCAAAGAAGAACAAUUGGAGUUCAGGGCGAUCAUCUAUGGUAACAUCCUGCAGUCUGCUCUGGCCAUUAUCAGAGGCAUGGAGAUGUUGUCCAUUGACUUUGGAUCACCAAAGGGAUCUGAAGACGGGCAGAAGCUGUCCAACCUGUCAGACUCCAUUGAAGAGGGCUCAAUGCCCCCUGAGCUGGCUGAUGUCAUCAAGAGGCUCUGGAGUGACAGUGGUGUCCAGGCCUCCUUCGAGAGAGCAGCUGAGUACCAGCUCAACGACUCAGCUGGCUAUUAUCUUGGAGAAUUGGACAGAAUCACAAAGUCUGAUUACCUGCCCAACGAGCAGGAUGUGCUGCGUUCUCGAGUCAAGACCACCGGUAUCAUCGAGGAGCAGUUCUCCUGCAAAGAGCUGCACUUCAGGAUGUUCGAUGUGGGCGGCCAGCGGUCGGAGAGAAAGAAGUGGAUCCAUUGUUUUGAGGGUGUAACCUGCAUCAUCUUCUGCGGAGCCCUCAGUGCUUAUGACAUGGUGCUUGUAGAGGACGAUGAAGUGAACCGUAUGCAUGAGUCUCUCCACCUGUUCAACAGUAUCUGUAACCACAGGUUCUUCGCCACCACCUCCAUCGUACUCUUCCUCAACAAGAAGGAUCUCUUCGAGGAGAAGAUCAAGAAGGUCCACCUCAGCAUCUGCUUCCCAGACUACAAUGGCCCCAACACGUAUGAUGAUGCCAGCGACUACAUCAAGAAGCAGUUUGAGGAGCUGAACAUGAAGAAGGGUGUCAAAGAAAUCUACUCUCACUUGACCUGCGCCACGGACACAAAGAACGUUGAGAUUGUGUUCGGAGCCGUGACAGACAUCAUUAUCAAAGAGAACCUAAAAUCUUGCGGUCUGUUCUAA